Messenger RNA from Lodderomyces pseudojiufengensis, 4512 nucleotides. RefSeq names its product Ras family guanine nucleotide exchange factor (gene BUD5). The transcript has a single exon. Gene Ontology annotation, molecular function: guanyl-nucleotide exchange factor activity; protein binding. Gene Ontology annotation, biological process: positive regulation of GTPase activity; Ras protein signal transduction. The record is from RefSeq and is a predicted model, not a curated record. Gene Ontology annotation, cellular component: plasma membrane. The coding region runs from base 1 to 4512 and encodes 1503 amino acids. NCBI's taxonomy places the organism in Eukaryota, Fungi, Ascomycota, Pichiomycetes, Serinales, Debaryomycetaceae.
AUGUAUCAACAACCACAUAAUAAUAGUCAAAGUAAUGAUUUAAGACAUAUUAGUAUGUCAUCAAGUGUUUAUUCACCUAUUGAAACUGAAUUUAAACCAAAUUAUAAUACAAUAAAUGAAGAAGAAGAUGAAGAAGAACAAAUUAUAGAUAAUACUCAGAAUAGCCAGAAUAAUAAUUACUACAAUCAACAGGAGAACUACCACCAAGAACAAACAAAUUCAAAUAGAUCAUCUUCUGAUGAUAAUCAUUAUGGAUUAAAUCCUGAUUUAUCUUCACAAACUAUUCAAACUUUUAUGACUGCAAAUACAAGAUUACCUGAUGAACAACAACAACAACAAUACCACCAAAACUCGAUGUCAAAUUAUUCCUCAAUAAAUACAAGUAUAAAUGAAAUAAUAGAUAAUGAUGAAACUCCAAUAUUACAAUCAUCUGCAAAAAAUAAUGAUAAAACUCCAUUAGUUGAUCAUAAUGGAUUUUUAAUAAAUGAAAAUUCAAAUAACAAUAAUAACACUUACAACAACAACAAUGCAUUAGAAGAACCUUCAAAUGUAUCAUCAUCUAAAUUCCUACCACAAAGAAAAUUAAGUAAUAAAUUCAAAAGAUUAUCAUUAAAAUUACAAAAUACAAUAGCUUCUGAAAAUUCUUAUCAAUUUAUGAAUAAUUUUCAUCAAAAUAUUGAAAAAGCAAAUAAAUCAACUAUAGACACAAAUACAUCUACGUCAAGAACAAGUAAUUAUUAUAAAAAAAUAAAUGAUAAAAAUUCACCAACUGAUUCUUAUUCUUAUAAUGAUUCAAAUAAUAUUGAACAACCAAAAUCUGCGGGUGAUAAUGAAGAAGCUGAAAAAACUAUUAUAAUCUCAAAUAAUGAUCAAAUAUCAGAAAUAAGUUCAAUAAGUACAACUGCUUCAAGUAAUCAAAGUUUAACAAGUAUUAAUAACAGUGCUAAUGAUGAAAACUUAAAUAAUUCAAAUUCAAAUAAUAUCAAUACAAAUACAAAUUUUAAAUAUCAAUUAAAAAAUGAAUUUCCAUCAAGUUAUAAUAUUGGAGGUACACAAGUUUCUGAUGAAAUUCCAAUAAGAAAAGAUUUAAUUCAAACUCCAAUUGAUGAAAAAUUUCAAAUUUAUAAUAAUUCAAAAGAAACAAUGUCACAAUCUGGUGGAUUAAAUAUUAUAUAUGAUAAUAAUACAAUUGAUAAUAAUAAUACUACUACUACUACUAACACCACAACUCCCAUCACCACUAAAACAAUCACCCCACCAACAAGAGAACCAAGUAAAAAAAGUAAUACACUGGAAUCCAUAGAAGAAGAAGAAUUAUCAUCAUUAUUUAUAAGAGCAUUACAUCCAUUUGAUUCAUCAACUUUAAAAUCAGAUUCAGAUGCUUCAAUUUGUUUAUCAUUUGAAAAAAAUGAUUUAGCAUUUGUUCAUACUAUUGAUGAAUCAGGAUGGGGAGAAGUUACAUUAAUUGAAUCAUUACAAAGAGGUUGGAUACCAAUGAAUUAUUUUAAUAUUGCAAUAUCUGAUAAAUCUUUAGAAAAAGAUGGAGAGGAAGAUACUGAAGAAGAUAAUAUUGAAUUUCCUAAUAGUCAUUAUUUAAAACCACUUUUAAAUGCUUGUGGUAAAUUUUUAAUUAACCCCUUAAGUCAUAAAAAUAGAAAAGGUAAAUAUACUUUUUCAAUAAGAAUUAUAAAUUCAAUAAGAGAUGGAGUAAGAUUAUUAUUACAAGAAACUGAUUGUUUAUCAAGAUCAAAUGAAUUAGUUACAAAAAGAACAAUUGUUAGAAAAUCAAGAAAAUCUUUAUUAGCUGAUUGGUAUAAUUUAAUGGUUAAAGCAAAUGAAUUUAAAGGUACAUCAAAUUUUAAUAAAAUUGAAAUUUUAACAUUAAUGAUUUAUCAAGUUACAAGAAAAGCAAUAAGUUUUUUACAAAUUUGGUCAAUUGAAAGUAAAGAAAUUAUAAAAAGAAGUAAUGAAAAAAAAUUAUAUGAUGAUUUAAAUAAUUAUCCAUUAUUAGAGACACCACCAUUAGCAAAACAAAGAAUUACUGAAAUUAAUGGAAUAUUAUAUUCUUAUUUAGGUUUAAUUAUUGGUAGAUUAGAUUUAAUUGAACAUAAUCAAUAUGGUUGUGAAAUUUUAGAAACUAUAGCUCAUCAAAUUAUUUUGCUAUUAAGAGAAUUAUUAUUUAUAUCCAAAACAGGUUCUGAUUUUAGUUCUAAAAAGCCAGAAGAUUUAGAUCAAUCAUUAGAUAAUUUAUUAUCAUUAGUUAGUGAUUUAGUAUCUGGAGUUAAAAAUUUAGUUGUAAAAACAUUAAAUGAAAAUUUAACAACUAAUGAUGAACAACCUUUCGGUAGUGGACCUAAUUUUAAAGGUGAAAGAGAUUAUUUUUAUACAGAAGAAGGUGGAAAUUUAUUAUUAAUUGCAUCAAAAAUGAUAAAAUCAAUAAAUCAAACAAUUUAUUCAAUAAGAAAUCUUUUGGAAUUAACUGGUGAUUUUAAAUUAAAUUCUGAACGUUCUUAUCCUGAUUAUUCAAAAAUUAAAAUUGAACCUCAAGAAUUUGUAAAAAAAUGUAUGAAAGGUAUUAAAAUGAAGACGAAUAAGAGAGUACCUCCAUUAACUUCAAAUAAUAAUGUCAUUAAUAACAAUAAUCAUGCUAGUGUUAGUCAACCUUAUAAAGCUAAUAGAUAUUCAAUGGUAAGAUCAGGUAAAACUGGUGAUUUAAGUUUUACAGAAAAUGGAAUAAAUUUAUUACAACAAUUUGAAAAUUCUCCUUUUACUGUAUCAGCAGCAGAAUUUCAACCAUUUACAUCAGAAAAUGGUAAUAAUAAUAAUAAUAAUAAUCAACAUAUAAGUAAUAAUAAUGGGAUAAAUUCAACGUUAGAUUUAUCAAAUGAAUUAGUAACUGAUAAAAAUGGUUAUUUAAUUGGUGGAUCCUUUAAAGGAUUAGUAUAUACAUUAACCAAUGAAGAUUCACCACCAGAACAUUUUUUUAUAUCUACAUUUUUUAUAUGUUUUAGAAGUUUUGCAAAUGGGAUAGAUUUAAUUGAAGAAUUAAUAACAAGAUUUGAAAUUAAUCAGCAACCUCAAACUAAAAUAGAUAUAAAUUAUGAAUUAAAAUUGAAAAAAAGAAGAAAAUUAAUUAUAAAAAUGUUUCAAUUAUGGAUGGAAAGUUAUUGGAAUCAUGAAAUGGAUUAUAAUUUAUUAACUACUUUAAUUAAUUUUUUUAAUGAAGGAAUAUCAAUAUACUUACCAUUUGAUUCUUUAAAAUUAAUUGAUAUUGGAGCUAAAUUAUCAUCAAAUCCAUUAAUAGAAAAUAGAAAUAGAAAAAAUAAACCUAUAAAGCAAUUAGUUGAAAAAUCUAUAAUUAUUUCAAGAUCUCCUUCAACUACAAGUUUAAAUUCAUUAACUGGUUCAUCUUCAUCUUCAUCUUCAACAGCUUCUGAAUUUAAUUUAUCAAGAGUUAAUUCAAAUUCUUCAAGUAUAAAAUCAUUACCGAUAAAUAAUAUAGAAAAUGCAUCAAAAACAACAUCAUUAUUAUCAAAAAAUCAAAUUCAAACAAUUGAAAAAAUUAUAUUAACUUAUAGAUCAAUAUUAGGAGAAAGUUGGUGUUCUCAGAAAUAUAUAAAUACAUAUAAAUCAUUAGAUUUAAAUAAUUUAUUAAAUCAUUUUACAAUAAUAAAUGAACAAAAUUGGGUAUUAACAAAUUAUAGACCUAACUUGUUAGAUUUUAAUGGAUUAGAAAUUGCAAAACAAUUAACGAUAAUUGAAUCAACAAUUUUUAAUUCAAUUCAACCUGAAGAAUUAUUAAAUCAAAAUUUUACAAAUAAAAGAUCUCAUUUAAAUUUAUCACCAAAUGUAAGAUUAUCAUUAUUAUUUACAAAUUGUUUAUCAAAUUAUGUUAUUGAAUCUAUAUUACAACCUAAUUUAACAUUAAAAGAAAGAAUAAAUAUUGUUAAAAUUUGGUUAAAAAUUUCAAUAAGUUCAUUAUAUUUAAGAAAUUUUAAUAGUUUAGCAGCAAUAAUUACAUCAUUACAAAGUCAUUUAAUUACUAAAAUUUCAGCAAUUUGGCAAAAUUUAUCAUCAAAAUAUAUUGAAUUAUAUAAUUAUUUAUCAUCAAUAAUAAGUAUUGAAAAAAAUUAUUUAAAUUAUAGAACCAAAAUAAGAAACUUGCUAAAUUCAAAUGAAAAAAUACCCAUAGUACCAUAUAUAAAUUUAUUUAUAUCAGAUAUAACAACAACAACAGAAGGUAUACCGAAAUAUAUUCCAUCCCCAAAAAAUUUCUUAAAUAGAAAAGUUAUAAAUUUUCAAAAAUUUUCCAAAAUAAUUAAAAUUAUUGGUGAUUUACAAAAAUUACAAAUUCCUUAUAAUUCUAGUGAUGUGGAUAUGUUAGAUUAUAAAAUUGAAAAUUUAUAUGGUUUACAAGAAUUAAUAUUAUUGGAAUUAUGGAAAAUUAAUAUCUUAUAUAAAAAUGAUGAUGAUCGUGGUUGGAAAUUAAGUUGUGAAUUAAAUAAUAAAUAG